Molecule: messenger RNA, 3078 nt
Organism: Pangasianodon hypophthalmus (striped catfish)
Lineage: Eukaryota; Metazoa; Chordata; Actinopteri; Siluriformes; Pangasiidae
Exons: 8
Coding region: 563-1456 (297 amino acids)
Cellular component (GO): tRNA-splicing ligase complex
Source: RefSeq, a predicted model, not a curated record
UGUCACCCUGCAAGCAAUAAAACAAAACAAGCGGGACGUUCAGCCAUUCAUUACCGUCUGUAAACACUGGCCGCAUUCCAAAUGCCGCCAUAUUGAAACACAGAGUGCACUGGGUAGCGGGUAUAACACAGUUACCUGACGCAGUGUAAAGUACAGCUAUAUAGUGAACAGGGAGCAAUUUGUGGCUAAGCCGUUGCUCUAACAGUCGGCUGUUAGCUAAACAAAUGCAGUGGAGUUGCUAAAUCUAUUUUCACUUCUCUUCUUCUAACUAGCUAGCUAACAUGAAUAUUCAGCAAAAAAUAUCCAUAAAUUAUUCCUGUGUGCAUGCAUCAUUAAAAUAUUAGAACAGCCGCUUUAAUUUAAGCUCCACUGCGUUAGCUAGACAAACAAGUUAGCCAAAGCUAACGUUAAGCAAAGCUUUGUGCAAACUGCUAAAGUUAAUGUCUUGCACAAGAUAAAGAAUGAGUAAAGCUGAUAUAAAACGAGCAAAAAAUAUGACAGUGAUCUCUGUAGGACUCGGUGUGAAUGUGAUGAACUGCCAUGUCCACUGCUUUCCUGGCUGAUGCUGGAGCUGAGAAAAAACUGUCCAGAACUUGGAGGACACAGUGGGACCAUACUGGCUGGGGAACUGAAAGAGAUCCUGAAAGUCAUGUUGUAUCCUUAUGACCCGUUCAACUCAGAGACUCUGACCCCCACUCAUCUCAAAAGAAUAACAGAGUUCCUGGUGUCCGAGUUACAAGCAGCACGUAUGCUGAAGUACAGAGAGUGCAAUCCGGAAGAUAUUCAGCCUCUGAGCGAGACGGGCAAAGAGCAGAGACGGACAGAAUCUAACCCAGAUACUGAGAAUGAGACUCAGUUAGAUGACAAAGAGGUAAUGAAGGAAUUGUCAGGGUUAUUUCAGGCCCUGGAUAUGGAUCCAGCCUCGCAGCUCAGUGAUGUCUACUCGCAGGUGGAGGCACGACUAGCGGUGUUCCCAGAGGGUGAAGUGCAAGAGCCGUUGCUAAAGACUAAUCUAAAUUCUACACAAUGGAAAGCGCUGAAUCAGAUUAACCGAACCCUCUGCAAGGACUACGAGUGCCGUCGGGAGAUGAUGAUCAAACGCUUCCACGUCACGCUCCAGUCAUUUGCAUGGGGAGAGCGAGGAAAGGAGCGCAGCGCUAUGAUGUCCACCGCACCCCCGUUUACAUCGCCGCUUGAGUCGUCCGUUUCCGUUCCGCUGUUACUAGCAGCUAGAGAGGAUCAGUCUUGCAUUCUGCCCGUGACUGCAGGACCAUCAACAGCCAUUCACAAGGUGCUGAUGGGUAGCGUGCCAGAUAGAGGAGGUCGACCUGGAGAGAUUGAACCUCCUAUGCCAAUUUUCACUCGACGUAGCGAAGGAGGCGACGGUCAGAAGCGUCAGAAAAAUAAAUUCAAGAAACGGGAGUACUCUGGGAAAAAGAAAAACAAGAAUAGAUAGUAGCCUGAAUAGAUACUCGCAUGAACCUGAAUGCUAAUCUUAAUCAGAAUAACUUCAGGCUGUUAUGUUGCAUACAGGGUAUAAUGUUAUGUAUAUAAUAUUCUACCUGUUUGAUUCUCAUUAGCAUUAAUUAUCAUCUACAAUCAUAUAGAGGGAGACGUUUGGCUUUAAUGAUUUAAUGACUACAUGUGCACUAUGGAGAUUAUAAUUUUAUAUUUUGAUGUUAUGUUAUGUUGGUAUACAAAUUUAAAGACUACAAAUUAUGCAUGAUUAUGGUAAAAGCUUGCACUAGUCAUCUGCGUUCCUGGUCAUUUGGGUGAUACCCUUAAGGCUACAUCUUUUGUACCUUUAGUAUAUUGUGUGGAUAUUUUUGUGUAGUAUAUUACUCGAAGUUAAUUAAAGGUACAUGAGAGGUUCUCGAAGUCCAAUUUUGUACCUUCAAUCAUUUUUUUAUUCACAUAUAAAAGAUACACACUAAAGGUACAAAAGAUGGUAUCAGCCUAGUGACAAGCGAAGGUAGAGAUUAGUUCUUUUUUUCUGAGAGUGUAAUAUACAGAAGAGUGAAAUCUACAGAAAUCUUUGCACAUAGAUCUAUAAACAGAUUCGAAGGCAACAUAUUACAUUUAAACAUGUGACUGUUUGGACAGUUCACUUCUUUGUAAUGCUUUAAUUUGAGUUCAUUACUGACAGCUUGUCUACACCCCUGGAAGGGAUUGAAACUUGAAAAUCCUUAUUUAUUCUUUUACUUAAUCAUGCUGUGUUGAUUCAGCAAUAGGCCACUGAUAGGUAAGAGUUGAUUCAGUUUAUUAUUUCAUUUCAAUCUUGCUAUGAGAAAGGGGGAUAAGCAAGUGGAAACAGACUAUAGUAGCAAGUCUUUUUUUUUUUUCCUAGAUUUUUUUUUUUGUUUAUUUAUUUAAUUUUUAUUAUAAGGGCAAUGUUUCAUUCAGCUGUAGACCUGUUUUAUUUCAAGUCCAAUAUCUAGAUUUCUUGCUUUUCUGUUAUUAAACAUGGUUAAAUAGAAGUAUCUGUAGUCGUGGUCCUGAGAUGGUUAAGGGGAAUGUUUCUUUCAGCUGUAAACCUGUUUCAUUUCAAGUCCAGUUUCUAAAUUUCUUGCUUUUCUUUUGUUAAAGAGGAGUUUCUAUAGUGGUGAUGGUGCUGAAAUGGUUAAGGGGAAUGUUUCAUUCAGCUGUAAACCUGUCUUAUUUGAAGUCAAAUAUCUAGAUUUCUUGCUUUUCUCUUAUUAAACCUGGUUAAAGAGGAGUUUCUGUAGUGGUGAUGGUGCUGAAAUGGUUAAGGGGAAUGUUUCUUUCAGCUGUAAACCUGUCUUAUUUGAAGUCCAGUUUCUAGAUUUCUUGCUUUUCUGUUAUUAAACCUGGUUAAAGAGGGAUUUCUGUGGUGAUGUUGCUGAAAUGGUUAUGGAGAAUGAUUCUUUCAGCUGUAAACCUGUUUUAUUUGAAGUCCUGUUUCUAGAUUUCUUGCUUUUCUGUUGUUAAACCUGGUUAAGGAGGAGUGUCUGUGGUGGUGGUGGUGGUGCUGAAAUGGUUAAGGGGAAUGUUUGGUCUGGUCACCAAGGGCAACAUGGCUAGCUCCAAAAUAAAACCAGCAGAAACUUUGCAAUCUCA